Molecule: messenger RNA, 1446 nt
Organism: Condylura cristata (star-nosed mole)
Lineage: Eukaryota; Metazoa; Chordata; Mammalia; Eulipotyphla; Talpidae
Product: sodium-dependent phosphate transport protein 3
Exons: 11
Coding region: 1-1446 (481 amino acids)
Biological process (GO): monoatomic anion transport; transmembrane transport
Molecular function (GO): transmembrane transporter activity
Source: RefSeq, a predicted model, not a curated record
AUGGACAAGAAGCCUUCCGCCAGGAAAGGUCCAAAUUUCUGUUCAUUACGCUAUGGCCUGGCGCUCAUCAUGCACUUCUCCAAUUUCACUAUGAUAACCCAGAGAGUGAGUCUGAGCAUUGCCAUUAUUGCCAUGGUGAACAGCACUGAGCAGCAUGGUCUACCCAAUGCCUCCUCCACAGAAGAGCCUUUUGUAGACACUUUCAACAACCCCAGCAGACCCAUCAAGAAAUUCAAUAAUGGGGUAAGUGCCUCUGUUUAUGAAUGGAGCCCAGAGACUCAGGGCAUCAUCUUUAGCUCCAUCAGUUAUGGGAUAAUACUGACUCUGAUCCCGAGUGGAUACUUAGCAGGAAUAUUUGGAGCAAAACAGAUGCUGGGUGCUGGUUUGCUGAUCUCCUCCAUUCUCACCCUCCUCACACCCUUGGCUGCUGACUUUGGAGUGAUCCUGGUGAUUGUGAUUAGGACAGUCCAGGGCAUGGCUCAGGGAAUGGCAUGGACAGGUCAGUUCACAAUCUGGGCAAAAUGGGCUCCCCCACUUGAACGAAGCAAGCUCACAAGCAUUGCAGGAUCAGGGUCAGCCUUUGGAUCCUUCACCAUCCUCUGUGUGGGGGGACUAAUCUCACAGGCCUUGGGCUGGCCGUUUAUCUUCUACAUCUUUGGUAGCAUUGGCUGUGUCUGCUGUCUCCUGUGGUUCACAGUAAUCUAUGAUGACCCCGUGCAUCACCCAUGUAUAAGUGUCAGGGAAAAGGAGCACAUUGUAUCCUCAGUGGCCCAGCAGUCCAGUUCUCCCAGAAGAUCUGUCCCCAUAAAAGCAAUGGUCAGAUGCCUACCACUUUGGGCCAUUUUCGCAGGGUUUUUCAGCCAUUUCUGGUUAUGCACCAUAAUUAUAACAUACCUACCGACGUACAUCAGUUCUGUGCUCCAUGUUAACAUCAGAGAUAGCGGGUUUCUGUCCUCCCUGCCUUUUAUCACUGCCUCAACUUGUACGAUUCUAGGAGGUCAGCUGGCAGAUUUUCUUCUGUCCAGGAAUCUCCUCAGACUGAUCACUGUACGAAAGCUCUUCUCGUCCCUAGGGCUCCUGCUCCCCUCACUUUGUGCUGUGGCACUGCCCUUUGUGGCUUCCAGUUACGUGACAACCAUUAUUUUGCUGAUACUUAUUCCUGGGACCAGCAACCUGUGUGACUCAGGGUUCAUCAUCAACACCUUAGAUGUAGCCCCCAGAUAUGCAAGUUUCCUCAUGGGACUCUCAAGGGGAUUUGGGCUCCUCGCAGGAAUAAUCUCUUCCACUGCCACUGGAUUCCUUAUCAGUCAGGAUUCUGUUUCUGGAUGGAGGAAUGUCUUUUUCCUGUCUGCAGCUGUCAACAUCCUUGGCCUGGUUUUUUACCUCACCUUUGGACAAGCAGAAAUCCAGAGCUGGGCCAAGGAGAGGCCACUUACCCGCCUUUGA